Molecule: messenger RNA, 785 nt
Organism: Procambarus clarkii (red swamp crayfish)
Lineage: Eukaryota; Metazoa; Arthropoda; Malacostraca; Decapoda; Cambaridae
Product: zinc finger CCHC domain-containing protein 24
Source: RefSeq, a predicted model, not a curated record
ACAUGCAUAAACACGCACGAUUUGACAAGGAAUUCGAAUGUCAGAAUAUUUACAUUGUAACACAAUAGGUACAAUAAGUCUAACAGGCGAGUCAUAACAAGACCUCACACCCUGUAGACACUAAUAGGAAAGUAUUAUACGUUCUGGCACAGGCGCAUGAUAACUGAACUGGUCUUGAUCACGUCGUUCAGUCGGCCUUAUCAUACCACGCAUGCUGCCAGCCGCUAGCUCACUCCUCCCUCAGCCAGGCACUCCACCAACACACCUAGACACCUUUAUAUAGUGCUUCAAGCUCUGCCUGGUUAGUGUCAACUUGUCACAAGUGAUAUUAUUUGUAAAAUUCUUGAGAGUAACCAGUGCAUGAAAAUGGUUGAAACUGCUUGUCUGACCCCAUAUCAAGGCAAAAGGAGAGCGUGUGGAAUGUUCCAUUGUAAAAAAUGUGAUAAACAUUGGUUCUCUGCUAACUCCUGGGCCAACUGUUACCAAAAAUGCUUAAGUUGUAAUGGCAAGAUAUAUCCUUAUAGACAGUUUCCACCUUUGAAAGGGAGUGGUCCUCGUAUAGGUAUACCCCAACAUCCACAAAACAUGUGUCAAAAAUGCAAGGAAAUAGGCCGGUUCUGUGGGCGUUGGGAACUCUUUUCCCAAAGAUGAGCAUAAUCUACAAUUUAAAAUAUACAAUACUGUAUAUGUUAAUAUGCAGUAUUAAAUUAUUUGGUAAUGUUUUAUAUAUUUUUAAGUAAAGAAAUGUAUGUGUGUUUUUUAAAUAAAUAUUUUAUAAAAUCUUA